UUCUAUUUUAAUGCACCUGCCACUGAUGAGAUGUGGCUGAUGAUAGCUUACAUAAUCACAUCUACCCGUUCCGGACGCAAGUCCUGCUCAGCAAAAGAUUAUGCUCCGCUCCAGUCAGUGUUUCUUUGAUAGUAAGAGUUCUCAAAGAUCAAAAAGCCACAACACAAUACCCAUGGUUUUAUCCUCAUCCGGAUGUUCGUGAUGCAGACUAUUAUAUUUGCUACGGGGAGAAUCACAAUUUUCUCGCCCUCGUAUUCAGAGCUUGGCUAAGCAUUGCAUGUCGGUUCAACCACCAAUUGGUGGCUGUGUUACUCUACUUUCAACCUCACCCUUUGCUCUUCCAAAUUUACUUCCCACUCCUCUCUCAAUCCACCGGCAAAUCUGCGUACAAAACCAUGGCACAUGCUUCUCCCACUACAUUUGUGACACCGCAAGAAGGAGAUUCAUCAUCUCCCGUCCGGGUACAGCCAGCUUCAAAACGUAUCAAAUGCAAUGUGUCUGAAUGUGGGAAACUUUUCAGCCGCAAAGAGCAUCUUACCAGACACAUGAAAUCACAUGAUCCUCAACUUCAACAUGAAUGUCCUGUAUGUGGCCGACGAUAUGCACGAAGGUAAUCAGUCCCUCAAUUGUUUGAACAAUUAAGACUGAUCACUAAAUUACAUGCAUUUAGUGACGUAUUGAAGCGACAUCUAGAUCAUCAUACUCAGAACUCUAACACCAAACGUACCAUGGUUGCAUGCACAUCAUGCCAUGAACGAAAGCUCAAGUGUGAUGAUACUUCGCCUUGUCGAUCAUGUAUCCGAACCGCAACGGAAUGCAGUCGAUUGACUGACAGCUGGACUACCCGAAGGAAGGUCGGAAGUGCAAAUGCGAAUACGACCAUUUUGAGGACCGACGUGAAUAACGAUAACAAUUCCCUGCAAAAUUCUGAUCUUGUACAACCCUGGUUUCAAUCUGGAAAUCUAACAUCGUCUCUACCUCCAUACUCCGAUGCUGCUAUCAACCUAUUUUUUGCAUCUGACCUUACACCCAAUGAGAUUUUACCAUGGAAUCAACAUCAGUCUGAAGGGGGAAGCUUUCCAGAUUUGUUCCCCAUACCUCUGUCUGACGAUGCAUCACUGUCUCUGCAAGCUUUCAAUGAUCCGCUCAAAUCUUGGAUGAACGUUACGCGUUAUGACGGUGAAGCUAGUGAUAGAACCAGCUCAACAUUUGCAUCACAAUCACCCUUAUCAUCAUCGUCCGAGCAAGAUCAUUCCUCAGAAUUACGAAGAACAUUGAAUGAAGAUCCAGCUCACGUGAAACAGCUCCUCGAUGUUUAUUUCACCAAAAUCCAUUCAUUUUGGCCAAUAUUGCAUGCUCCAACGUUCAAUUCUCAAAAUGCUUCGCCAAUCUUACUAGGUUCUAUGAUCAUGCUGGCGGAUUGGCUGUGCGGGAAUACGAAUCAUGAAAAACUUUCAUUCGUUGUGUUCGAAGCGAUACUAGCAGCUCGAUUGGUAAUUGUUUUUUUCUUCUUGAAGUAUUGUGCAUGAUACUAACCUGACUACACAGGAAUCUAGUCUCCCAUUCGACAAGGAUAUUGACCAAUUGUCACUUCAAAAUCUUCAAGGCCUUCUUUUGUGUGUUGUAUACACUAUUUCUCUUUUGGUAAGUUGAACCGCCGAAAAUGCAAUACAAACCUUGUGCUCAUCAAUCAAUGCUAAUACCGCGAUAAGAACACGAAAGGGGUGUCUUCACGGGCUGUUCAUCUUAACAGUACUUUAACGUCAACUUGUCGCCAUGCCGGUAUCUUCAACGGUCAAAACACAUAUUAUGAACUCGGAGAUUGUCCAUUUGACCUUUGGUUGGUGCAAGAACAACUUCAUAGGUAUUAAUAAUUACCCCACUUUUAAUAAUCCUUGGCCAUAUACUGACACAAGCCAGACUUGCAUUCUCUAGUCUGAGGGUAGAUGCCUACUUGAGCGUUCUUAUGGAUUACCCGCCAUCUGUUCGCUAUCAGGAGAUUAGCAUUCCCCUUCCAAAAUCCACGAAGCUUUGGACGGCUGCAACUGAUGAAGAGAGACGAAUACUUCAAUGGAAUGAGCCUGCAGGUCGCGAGAAAGCCCUAUUCUGUUUUCUCAUGCGUGAUAUCAUUGAUGCUAGCGACUUAGACUCAUCUUCGCAUCAUCUCACUGAUAACGACUAUCACCUGGGGCUGUGUUCUCUACAGAUCGGAACAUGGGAAACUGCUCGCGAAGCCUUCUGCUGUUGUGAUUCAGAUGAGUUAAUAACAGACUCAAAGCGAAGCGACCCAGUUCGCCGAUGGAGUGCUCAUCUCGAUCGCUGGCGCACAAAUAUCGAAGAAUACACCCAAUCCCAACCAAAAGCCAUCGCUACUGAAGUCACCGAAGAUUGUGUAUUUCCACAAUUAAACCUAAUCCUAUGGCAUAUAUCUGCUCUGACAGUUCAUGCGCCCCUAAAGCUUUUACAGCGACAAGGAUGUUGCUUCAAAUGUCGACCUGGUGCCGGCUCAACGAUUCAAAGGACAAGAGCGCGUUUAAGUAGUUGGAUGUCUUCACCACACCCUCGUACCGCAAUUUGGAAUGCUGCCCAGAUAUGUCGGCUAGCAGAAGAUAACUUUUCCAGGCUUUCUUCUAAUGCCAGUCCUUUGCUUAACCCGCUGGCAAUACCGGGGAUCUUGAAGAGCGCAAUUGCUGUUUGCUCUUAUGCAUACCAUAUUACCGCCUGUCCGAAAUGUACCGGUAUUUCUGGAGAUUUGAUUGAUUUGUUCGCUGCGCGUAAUGAAGAUAGUAACUUAAAAAUAUGGAAGGAGCAAGGAAUUGGUAUGGCCAUCUGGGGCACAGAAGCUAUUUCCGUGUGCCACUGUACAUUCAACACCUUAGAGAUGUGGUUCCGGAAUAGAUUAGCGAGAGAUCCAGGUGCUGAGGCUCAAUUUGUGUUAUUCCUCGCAGGUUUGGGAGAAUAAAAUUGUCCGUUCGCUACGGCAAUAUGAGAGGCGAUUUUAUACUUUGACGAGGAGCAGAUCAAAUAUGUGUUGGCUGAUGGACAAUUUAUCAGCUAGAUCAGCGAGCCGGUUGAGAAGACAAAUUUUAACUGAUAAUUGGCCAAUCCACCGAUAAACUAAUCCGAAAAAGCUCGGAAAUGCAACUCUUGUAUCCAGGGGUAAUGAUAACGUGGAAAGAAAAUCCACUUGCCAGGCGAGUACUAUCGAGGACCCAUAAGAAUACGCGCUCAUGACUGCAAAACAAUUCCCUUCUUCGCCAUUAACCGAGACCAAAACAUUGAAGCAAUAUUUAGUCUAUAUAUUCCAGGACUUCGCAAAAGCCGACUAUAACCCACUAGCACGUCAACUCCAAGCUAAAGAAAUCGAGAUGCAUUCUCAGCACUCUCCUCCCAUGGUUUCUUCACUCGCCUCCCUCUCACACAACCGGAAUCCGAUUUCUGUCCUUCGAUUCUCUCAUCCUCAUCAUCUCUUUACUCGCCUCUGACUGAUAAUAUCAUUCUCACCACUGGCAAAAGCGACAAGUGAUUUAUACCAGGACUAACCUUACGAUUCAUUGCUUAUGCUCGGAUAGAAAGACGAGCGAAUUAUCAAUUCCGGGCUUUGAAAGAUAUACUAGGAGUAGUCACUUAAAGGUUAUAUUACUUUUUGUAGUUGUUUAUAUACUUUAGCCCCGGUUGAGGAGUCGGUUGUUGUGGCAAAGAAUAUGUUCUGGGGAGGUGGGUGUGAGUUGGAUAUGGAAUGGAUAUGGAUAGAAUAUAAGACGGCAUUUAUUGGAGCAUCACCUACCUAAUCAAGGAUUUUGUUUAUAGUCUACCUACUAUCUUCUACUCGGUACAUAUGUCUUCUAUCCCUUGCCCAUCAAGCCA
This is a messenger RNA of Sclerotinia trifoliorum, 3867 nucleotides long. The record is from the annotation of a GenBank genome assembly. NCBI's taxonomy places the organism in Eukaryota, Fungi, Ascomycota, Leotiomycetes, Helotiales, Sclerotiniaceae.